AAAAAGAAUGAGAAACUGCCUUCACAAAGCUUCCCUAAGUCAUGAACAUUAAAAACUUAGAUGAUGUAAAAUACAGAGUUCAUAAAAUUAAAGUUUUAGACGAAAAUGAUAAGAAGGCAAAAGCAGUGUUGACCCGGGCUGCCGACCAGGUGAUGCCAAUUAUGAGGAAGAUGCGCUUUUCGGUUGAGUUACUGUCCGAAUUUUUACCCCGGAGUCCCAAUUUGCUAGGGCUGAACAUUGUGGCUAAAUCAGAAAUUAAGAUACGGCUUCGGAAAAAAAGGGGAGGGGAGUUAUUUCACUUUAACGACAUCAUGGGGACGCUGCUACACGAGCUAGCGCACAUAGUGCACGGUGGACAUGACAGAUCAUUUUACGAACUCUUGGACAAACUAGUAUUAGAGUAUAAUAAAUUAUACACUUUUGGAAAAAUAGAAAAUCAAAUCAGUGGAGGAAAAAAAGCAGGAGGAAGUGAUUUCCGCAUAUGUAAUGGAAGCCCCAAAUUAAUGGCAGCACAGGCUGCUGAAAUGAGACUACUAAAUAAUUUUAUGAGCAAGGAUGGAGAAAUAUUAAAUGUGUCCCUUGGAAGUUGCUUAACACCAGAACAGUAUGACAAUUUAUUUAAAAAUCGAAAAGAACGUGAUGAUAAAAUUUGUUCCAUUUCGAAUGACAUAAUUGUGAUCGACUCGUUGGUGGAUCCUACCAACCAUGACGAUGGCGAAAAUGGGGAAACAUCACAGAAUACCAAAGGAGAUUUUAAAGCAUCAAAUUUGUUGCAAAGGAGGAAUAAAAAUGUUUUCAUUUCGAAUGCGGAUUGCAUAAAUGAGGAGAAACAGACACAUGCACCUACGCAGGAUGUGUGUAAAAAAUCAUUCAAAAUACCAGGGCGUAAUCCAAAAAAGAGGCAAGCGGCAUGUGAACAGGGGAGUGAAGAUAAAGUUAUAACUUUACCCGGUAGCAUAGGAGCCACACCUAAAAACAGCGGCAGCGACUGUGUGCACAUUGUGAAGGUCAAACGCGAUUGCAGCGGUGUGAAAAAGCCUGAAAAUGAAAAUGGCUCGACCGUUUCAGAUAAUGUGGGUAUCAAGAAGAGCAAAAAGAGAAAAGUUAUUGUUCUCGAUUAG
Molecule: messenger RNA, 1121 nt
Organism: Plasmodium coatneyi
Lineage: Eukaryota; Apicomplexa; Aconoidasida; Haemosporida; Plasmodiidae
Product: Metallopeptidase
Exons: 4
Coding region: 42-1121 (359 amino acids)
Source: RefSeq, a predicted model, not a curated record